ACUUCAUAUAUCCCUCCCUCCUUUCUUAAUAAUUUAUUAAUAUUAAUUACUUUUUAUGCUUGAAAAUUUGUCUCAACUGUUGUAGAUAGUCUAUUAUUAACGAAAUUGUCGAUAGAAGUGAUAUAUUCUUUUGCAAAGCAAAGUUAUGUUAUUAUGAAUUAAAAUUAGUCAAUUAUUGUACUUUUUAAUAUCUAUUCCAAGGUAUUUACGUUUAUUUGCAAAUGCGAAGUGCAUUAUCGCUUGAUUAACCGCGACAGAUAUAUAAAUAUCUCGAAGUUAGUCACUUUGCGUGUCUUUUUGAAAAAAUCAUAACCUUGACAGAAAGGAAUAGAAUAGGUUGAAAUUUGAAAAUAUCACCCCAAGUAUCCCAUUAUACAAGGAAAUGAAACGAUUCAUUCUUCCCGUGUAUUAAAUCAAUACACCAGGUUUCCGUAGCAUAUCUACGGGCAACUGCUUAAAUCACGGAAAUAUAUAUUUUACUGUUCACGAACGUGCAAGUCAAAUAUACCUUAUAUAUUCAAGUGUACUUUUAAAAUUCAAGUUGUAGCAAACUAAUAUACGUUCGUAUUGUAAUGUGUGUUUAACUGUAUUUAAUUUUGUGAUUCUAUUUGAUAAAAUGUCUCUUUGUGAACAUGAUUGUACAGUUGAAACCACACAGAAUGAUUUACAACAAGCUGCGGACACGCAAUUAUGCCCUGCGAUGGAACACAGAAAUGAUUGCGGAGAUAAUGUCGAAAAACCUCCACCCUACUUUCCUCAGCUCGAAGAUGAAUAUCCGCCAAAGCCUGAAGACUCAAUGGAAUCGCCUGGUCCUUGGGCAACGGGCAGAGUAACCCGUUCUUUAAAAAGUGGGAUUACAGGUUUGAGACCUGUUGCAGAUCGAUAUUCCAUCACUCGCUAUGGACCGAGUGAAUGGCGAGCGCAUAAUUUGAGUAUCUUUCAGCACUCAAAUGAGAAAAUCUGUGAUGCUCAAAUCACAGCCACUAACGCAAAACAAUGCGUGAGCCAAAUGUAUGCAGAAGCCGAUAAAUCGCAAUUAGAGACUACGGAACAUUUAAAGACACGGGCCAAAGUAGUAUAUCGUUGGAAGGCAGAAUUAGAAUAUGCGAUUACUAUCAUCGUGGAAGAGAUAAGAUUGUUGGAGGCUGAACAUCGUCGUGUAGAGCGAUCUUUGUCGAUAUUAACCAUACCUACAUCUAUUGCAAGUGAAUUUCUCCAAUUACGUUCUUCUCGUUUGGAAUCAGAUCUUGUUCGUGAUGAUGUCGAAGAGCAACUUACGAAGGAAAUAGCUCUUUGUUCUAAAGUACGAGAUUUGCUAAAUAAAACUCAUCAGCAAAUUGAGAUACAAAUGGUCGAAUUAAAAACUGUCAAAGCGCGGAUGGAAAGUGAUUGGUCUGAUAAAAUUCAUACUUACAAUAUAGAUUCCGUAUGUGUGAAUUUAUCAAAUGAUUCUCCACUUCUGUUAUGGAAAGCUGGAGCUACGAGAUUUCCGGCCGAUCAAUCAACUCCUACGAGUUAUGAGAACUUUACGCAAGAAACACUAGCUGCCGCCGAGACUGCUAGACAAAAAUCAAUCAACCUUAGAUCAACUUUGAACAGAAUAUAUGUUAAUUCCAUUAAAGAUUUACGUAAUCAAGCAACACAUGUUGACAUUGCACUCGCAGAAAACGUGAAACUUACACAAGAUUGUCUUCGGCAAUUAGAAACGGAAUUACUUCGUUGCUUGGAUGAAUUGGCAAGCACAGAAAAACUGAUUCAGGAAUUACGAGUUUCCACAAAAGGGUUGAAUAAUGCCAUGAAAUUAGCACAAACAAGAUUGGAUAAUAGAAUGAAUCGAUGCAAUGUUGAAAGUUGUCGAGAUACACCUCAAUUUGCCCUUAUUGAAGAAGUAAAAUCUCUUGAAGAACGCACCUCUACUAUAUUGGCAGAAUUAAAACAUGCUGAGGAAUCUCAAGCAGAAUUAGUCAAGGCAAGAGAAGCAAAGCGAAUAUCUACAAAACAUAACCCGGUGCAAGAAACAGCGGAUAUAGCGCAGGAGGAGGAAAGAAAGGAUGUAAAUUUGGAAGUUCUCGAAGAUGUUGAGGAAGCAAGUCAGCAACCAGUGUAUCAAAUUCGGCCACAUCUAUAUGAAAAGUUUAAACCUCUAAGCGCAAAAGAGAUAAUACAUGAUGUAUUGUUUGAUCAACUUGCCACAAAGUCAUACGAUGCUCAGGCAGCUGCUCAGUGGACCAAAGAUAUAGCAGAUAUUAUUGAAAGAAGAAUAAAAGAAUUACAGUUUAAAAGAUAUAAAUAUAUUGUCAAUGUGGUUUUGGGCCAACAGCAUGGUGCUGGUGUAAAAGUAGGUACAAGAUGCAUUUGGGAUGCAGAAGCUGAUACAUAUGCUUACGAUAGUUUUAUCAAUGAUACUAUAUUCUGCGUGGCCAUAGUGUAUGCAAUUUAUUUUUAUUAAGACUUUUCAUGGAAAAAAUAUGGAUAAAGCGCAUGAAAGAAAAAAUAUUCUUUAG
This is a messenger RNA of Linepithema humile (Argentine ant), 2504 nucleotides long. It is a transcript of the gene Tektin-A, whose product is annotated as Tektin A. The record is from RefSeq and is a predicted model, not a curated record. Gene Ontology annotation, biological process: cilium assembly; cilium movement involved in cell motility. Gene Ontology annotation, cellular component: nucleus; microtubule cytoskeleton. NCBI's taxonomy places the organism in Eukaryota, Metazoa, Arthropoda, Insecta, Hymenoptera, Formicidae.